GAUUCCUCACUUACUCGUUGAGAUUUCUAUUGGUUUAAGGCGACCUUCCAGCCGCCAAAGCUCUAGGAGCCGCAGCAUUUCCCUGGCCCAGAUCCAAAGCAGGCACCCCCGUGGAGACGGUUUUAUUUUAGGGGUUGGAACGGUUUUUUUCUGUCUGCUUCGGGGAAGGAUGUAUAAUACUCACACAGAAGUGUAGAUGAUGAAUGGGGCUCUGCGAGUAACUCUUCCUCCCCCACAGUUUUUAUAGGAAGAAUAUUUUACGUCUUUUCAACGGUGGCCCUGAAGGCAACCUGCAGAUCUAAUGCACGCUUAAAUUCUCCAACCGGAGCCUCAGCCAACGAUGCUGAAGCUGACUGACGUGUUGGCUGCAGCGUGUGAGAUGGGGGUUUCUCCUCCAGAGCCCUGAAUGGUUUUCUUGCCCUUCGGAUGGUGGUGGUAAGCUGUGAGACAGGCUACCAUGGAUUUCAGCACCUCGUCUGUGUUUGAUCAGCAAAAAGGUGACUCAUCUGAGGAAGUCGACCUGACCAUGGUUUAUCAGGCAGCAUCUAAUGGGGACGUCAAUGCUCUGACUGCUGUGAUUCGAGAAGACCCUUCUAUCCUGGAAUGCUGUGACAGUGAAGGAUGUACGCCCUUGAUGCAUGCGGUUUCUGGACGCCAAGUGGACACAGUAAAAUUGCUGUUGAAGAUGGGUGCCAACAUUAAUACACAGGAUGCGUACGGCCGUACCAGUUUAUGCCUGGCAACCUACUUGGGCUGGCUUGAAGGCUGUGUGAGUCUGCUCAGAAACGGAGCCAAGCACAACAUCCCAGACAAAAAUGGCCGCCUACCACUGCAUGCUGCCACUGCGGAGCCUGAUGUGAGGCUUCUCCUAGUCCUCCUGCAGCAGUCCAGCCUCGGUGAGAUCAACCACCAGGACACCGAGGGAAUGACGCCACUCCAUUGGGCAGCUUUCCACAACCGGCCUCAGCACACCCAAAUGCUAUUGAAGAAGGGGGCAGACCCCACCCUCGUGGACAAGGACUUUAAAACAGCUCUCCACUGGGCAGUCCAGAGUGGAAAUCGGAUUCUGUGCUCCAUCAUCCUGAGUCAUCAUCAGGGCCCGUCCAUUAUCAACUAUGACGACGAGAGUGGGAAGACAUGUGUCCACAUCGCAGCAGCUUCGGGUUUCGGUGACAUUAUUAACGAUCUGGCAAAAGUCCCUGAGUGUAACCUGCAGGCUCUAGAUGUGGAUGACAGGACACCCCUGCACUGGGCUGCAGCUGCCGGAAAGGCAGAAUGUGUUCAGUCACUGCUGGAUUUGGGCAUGGACAGCAACCUGAGGGACAUUAAUGAGAGCACGCCCCUGGCCUAUGCCCUGUACUGUGGUCACACAGCCUGUGUCAGGCUCCUCUCCCAAGAAGGCCGAGCAGAGGCUGUCCGACCUCUUCCUUCCCAGAUCAGUCUACCACAGAAGAAGGAAGGACGAUUCAGCGUGUUCAACCAAAUCUUCUGCAAAACCAAGAAGGAAGAGCAGAAAGUCCCCCAGAAGGACCAGAGCAGGGACAAACACAAGCAAGAGGACACCUCGGAAGUCAAUGACAUCAUCACUGCCUUUGACGGCGUCGCGGAUACCAACUGCCAAGACCAGCCUGGUGACCAGGUGCCUAUGGUUGUCUUUAAGAAGAGGACCUCCGAGAAUUCAAAGUAUCUCUUGCCAGAAAAGAAACCCCUGGCCCGGAAGGGGCUUCCACCAAUCAGAACACAGAGUCUCCCACCCAUCACUCUGGGCAGUCACUUCCUGACAGCCUCCCAUGGAACUACUUCCCAUGCUGCCUUGGGCUGUGGUCCUCAGCAUCCUGCCCAACGUUCCCAGAAAAGCCGAAGUGAACAGGACUUAUUAAAUAACAGGACUGGCUGCCCAGUGUCACUAGACAGUCCCUGGAAAGGUGACACCAGGCAGACGUUCUCCUGCAAGGCUUGGACCGUGUCUUCUUCUGAUAAGUUGCUAGACAGGCUGUUGGCUGGCCAGCCUGGUCACCAGGAGCUCCCUGGGCCACCACAUCUUCCUCAUCUACAUAAUCCCUCACCAGGACAAGCUCUUCAGCAUCUGUCUCCAAAUAGACCUAAAGUCAGGGAUCUACCCUUCACUCGGAACAGCCUUGCACCGCUGCCGGACCAAAAAUUUCUAUCUGGAGAACCCCUGAGAACCAACCGGGUGCUCCCAGCGAUUCCAAGCCUUCGGGGACACAGCCAGCCAACUGAAGAGAGAGGGCGGCCCUCCAGCCCCACCCAGGAUGAAAACUAACAGCAGAUCUCGAGUUUUGGAAAUACACAAGAUACAUAUUUUUCAACUUUCCAAGGGUGAGAUUACUCUGGUUCCUAUGAACAAAGCCCUAACUUAAUAGGCUGCGUUCUACAAGCCAUUCACGGUUUUAUAAUUCAGGGUCCCUUAUUUCAAAUACAUAUACUUCCUAA
Molecule: messenger RNA, 2454 nt
Organism: Acomys russatus (golden spiny mouse)
Lineage: Eukaryota; Metazoa; Chordata; Mammalia; Rodentia; Muridae
Gene: Ankrd55
Product: ankyrin repeat domain 55
Exons: 11
Coding region: 458-2284 (608 amino acids)
Molecular function (GO): protein binding
Source: RefSeq, a predicted model, not a curated record